This is a messenger RNA of Kalmanozyma brasiliensis GHG001, 663 nucleotides long. Its product is annotated as LURP1-like domain protein. The transcript has 2 exons. The record is from RefSeq and is a predicted model, not a curated record. NCBI's taxonomy places the organism in Eukaryota, Fungi, Basidiomycota, Ustilaginomycetes, Ustilaginales. The coding region runs from base 1 to 663 and encodes 220 amino acids.
AUGAGCUUCACCGGCAAGGGUAGACCGACAGUGCCCAUGUCGGGACCUCCCCCGAUCAUCGUUCCGCUUCCCCCUCCACCUUAUCCUAUGGGUAUCAUUGCCGAAUAUACACGCCACACGACACCCAUCACGCUCCGCGUCCGCGAGCUCAAAUGGUCCCACUCUGGCGACGACUUCAAGAUCAAGGAUGCCGUCAUCGGCGCACUGCUCUUCAAAGUCGACGCCAAGGUCUUCUCCCUCUCAAGCAAAAAGAUUCUGCUCGACCACACUGGCAGACAGUUGUUCGAGUUUUGUCAUGUUGGCUUCUUCACAAGCUCCUAUCAAGGCGAAAGCUGUGACCCGUCCAAAAAGCUCCUCUUCACCGUCGACAAGAUCGGCUACUUCAACCCAAAGCUCGAAAUUGUCUUUGACAACCUUGCGGGCGAUGGACGCCGCCAGCGCUGGACUCUGAGAGGACGAUGGCUCUCGGGCGUCGCCCAAAUCACCACCGACUCGGGCUUUAUCGUUGCCAGCAUCUCCAGGGACUACGGCAGCAUGGGCGACAUUUUCUUCGACAAGCAGACAUACGAUGUCACCGUCGCUCCUGGUGUGGAUGCCGCCUUUGUCUCGGCCCUCUGCGUCUGCUUGGACGAGGCGUACCACGACAGACGCGAGCGUUACUGA